Messenger RNA from Cuculus canorus (common cuckoo), 3524 nucleotides. RefSeq names its product calcium/calmodulin-dependent protein kinase type IV. Gene Ontology annotation, biological process: protein phosphorylation. The coding region runs from base 947 to 2089 and encodes 380 amino acids. NCBI's taxonomy places the organism in Eukaryota, Metazoa, Chordata, Aves, Cuculiformes, Cuculidae. The record is from RefSeq and is a predicted model, not a curated record. Gene Ontology annotation, molecular function: calcium/calmodulin-dependent protein kinase activity; ATP binding; calmodulin binding. The transcript has 12 exons.
UUUCCCAGGGCAGGAUGAGAGCCCCGAGCUCCGGGAAGGGAUACGGGGCUCUGGAUGUUCCCCGGCAUGGGGCAGGAUGAGACCCUCCGGGAGGGAUGCGGGGCUCUGGUUGCUCCCCAGGGUGGGGCAGCACGAGGCCCCCGGAGCGAUGCGGGGCUCCGGUGCCCCGGGGAUGCGGUGCAGCGGCGGCUGCGGUCGGCGGGGGGCGCUGCGGAGCCAGCCGGGAGUGCGGCGGCCGCCGGGGAGGCUUCCAGCGCCCCGCAGCCCCGUCCCCGCAUCCCCACCUUCCUCUCUCCCGGCAUCCUUGCGGUCCCGCUUCCCUGCGUCCCUGCCUUCCUACAUCCGCAUGUCCCUGCAUCCUCCAUCCCGUCCCUGAGCCUCUCCUUCCUCCAUAUCUCCUUCCUCCAUCCCCGAGUCCUUCCAUCCCUGCAUCCCUCCUUCCUCUAUCCUUGCAUCCCUCCACCCCUCCGUCCUCCAACCCCGAGUCCCUGCAUCCCCCAGCCCUGCAUCUCUGAAUCCUUCAGCCCCGAGUCCCUGCAUUCUCCAUCCCAUCCCUGAGCCCCCCCUUCCUCCACCCCUCCAUCCUCCAUCCUUGCAUCCCCCAUCCCUGAGUCCCUCCAUCCCUGCAUCAUUCAUCCCCGAGUCCCUGCAUCCCGGCGCCCCAGGACGGCUCAGCACCCUGCCAAGCACCCCCAGGGAGCUGAGCCUUAUCCCCCUCGCCUUGGGGAGCAGUGGGGGGGCUCCUGCACGAGCCAGCACGAGCCUGGGGGGCUGCAGGCGGGCGCCACGGCAGCACCGAGGCGUGCGGGUGCUGAGCACCCAGCACCCACCCACCGCACAGCCGCCCCGCACCGGGAAUGAGGCAGCGCCGAGCGGGAUACGGCCGCGCCACGCAACGACGCCGAAGAUAACGCAGCUGGCAGGAGCUCACCGCCCCCGGCCCACCAUGCCCUCCUCCAAGACCAGCAGCGAGUACUGGAUCGAUGGGUCCCACCGUGAGGCGGCCCUGGAAGAUUUCUACGUCGUAGGCCCUGAGCUGGGACGGGGAGCCACCUCGGUGGUGUAUAGCUGUGAGGAGAAGGGCACGGGGACGGCAUACGCUGCCAAGAUACUGAAGAAGACGAUUGACAAAAAGAUUGUAAGGACGGAGAUCGGGGUCCUGCUGCGGCUCUCACACCCCAAUAUCAUCAAGCUGAAGGAGAUCUUCGAGACGCCCUCCGAGAUUGCACUCAUCCUGGAGCUGGUGACGGGAGGAGAGCUCUUUGACAGGAUUGUGGAGAGGGGCUUCUACAGCGAGCGGGACGCGGCCCACGUCGUAAAGCAGAUCCUGGAGGCCGUUUCGUAUUUGCACGCAAACGGCGUCGUCCACCGUGACCUGAAGCCAGAGAACCUGCUCUAUGCAAACCUGUCCCCCGAUGCUCCCCUAAAAAUUGGUGACUUCGGGCUCUCCAAGAUCGUGGAUGAACAGGACACCAUGAAAACCGUCUGUGGGACGCCGGGGUACUGCGCCCCUGAAAUCCUCCAUGGGUGCCCAUAUGGCCCUGAAGUGGAUAUGUGGUCCGUGGGCGUCAUCGCCUACAUCCUGCUCUGUGGCUUCGAGCCCUUCUUCGACCCACGAGGGGACCAGUACAUGUACAGCCGCAUCCUCACCUGCGACUAUGAGUUCGUCUCCCCGUGGUGGGAUGAGGUUUCCCUCAACGCUAAGGACUUGGUCAGAAAAUUGAUCGUCCUGGAUCCCAAGAAGAGAUUGACAGUCUCCCAAGCUCUGGAGCAUCCCUGGGUCACUGGGAAAGCUGCUAAAUUUGCUCACAUGGACAGCACACAGAAGAAAAUGCAGGAAUUUAAUGCCCGGCGGAAACUAAAGGCUGCCAUGAAAGCUGUGGUGGCUUCCAGCCGCUUGGGCAACCACGGCCACCACGACUGCUCUCGCAGUGGGCGCAGCCAGGGGGGUUCCCAGGACACCUGCCUGCCUCAGGGGGUGAGGAACACCGGCUCUGAAGCCACCACCAGCGAGGACCUGAACGCUUUCCGGAGCGACUGCCCUGCCAUGUCCAAGGUUCCAGUGAAUGGCGCCGGCUGCAAAAGCUAAUGUGCUCAGUGCCAGUGCCGGCCCACCAUGGCUUUGAUUAGCAAUAUCCCACUGACCCUUGGAUGCUGGCAUCAGGAGAGGCAGGGGAAGCUGGUGCGGGACAGGAGCGCCCUGAGAGUAGGUGUGUGUUGGAAGAACCACAGUCUGCCGUGUGGAGCAUCCUUAUUUAGUGUCCUGUUGCCAGUACAGUCCUACCAGGUCGCUGUGAGUGUGUGUGUGUACGGACUUGACGAGGAAAUGAGGAUGGUGAGUUGGACUUCCAACUAAUCAACGGUUUUGGCCACUGUGGCUUGAAAAGAUCCCAGGUGGGGUAAAAACGAGGAGCAAAGAGCAGGAAAAGGAUUUCUUUCCCCUUCCCUACAAAGACAGUAAGUUUUGUAAGUUCCUGUAAAUAGUCCUGGUGAGUUUCUUCGUGGAGAGGAGCAGGUACGUGUGGAUUCUUGCUGGCCAUCAAUGUCACCUCUACAGUCGCUGUCACACCUGCAGGACCCUGCUGCAUUAAACAAGGUGUGUAGGAGCCUUCCAACCCAGCUUUGUGAUCCUACCUGGAGAAAAAGGGUUUGCCAGUGAUCCCUGUAUUAUCUCCAGAUGACCUUUGCUUAAUUGAUGUUUUGGAUCCACUCCGGUUUAAAUUCCUCCCUGUUCAGUCUUGCUGCGGGUGUGUGGCAGUGGUAGGAUUGUCCAGAACUGGGAAUGCUGGCUCCUCUGGCCAUUCCAGGUUACAAUUUACACACGGUGUUUUAAUGAAUAACAAUUCAACUCUUUCUACAGCACAUUGUCAGACUCUGUAACACGUAAUGGUGCUGCUGUUCCUGAGCGAGGACAACGAGCCGAUACGUAUUUUGUUGCUUUUUUUUUUUUUUUAUUUAAGACUAAUGAACUCAGCUGUCAAACUUCUUUAAAAUGACAUCUUUUAGGCAGUUAUUUACCAAGCCAUGGGAUAAGCAUUUGCGGAUUUUAAUAAUCGGACAGGAAAAGCCAUAUUAUGCGUCGGGGAUUAUGGAAAACCAAGCAGCUGCUCCGCAAUCCCAGCUGGCACAAUCUGGGUUAGCUGAGCCGAGGUGGUGCCCGUGGCUGGGGAACACAGAACAACAUUGCCCUGCCAAUGGAAUUCUGAUCCUGCAGAGUAAUGGGAAAGGCGGUAUCAGUUAGAUAAUGGAGUGUAAGACAGUGUUGUCUUCAGCGUGGAAGGCACCCAGGGUAAGAAAAGCAAGGAGUUUGCCUCCAGUAUUACGUCAACAAAGCAUUAUUCCACAAAUAUCAGUAUUUAAUGGCAAGAAAAAAGUGUUCUCCUGGGAGUGAAGGUGAUAGGCGAUGCUGUUUUGAUCUCUAUUAUUGUUUUCAGAAUGUGUUUAAUAAUUUACUACUUCCAUAUAGUGGUGAUGUUUCCAAUAUUGCAGGUAUUUAUAAAGCAGCAUAGACAGACAAUAAAGAA